AUGUCCACCACCAAACAAAUCAAAACCUCAGGCGGCACCCUCUCCCUCGAAAUCACCGGCUCCGGACCCUUGGUAAUCUGCUGCCAUGGCAUGGGCGAUACCCGCGAUGCCUUUGUCCCAUUCGCACAACAGUUCUCCUCCAACGGGUACACAGUAGCCAACAUGGACGCCCGCGGCCACGGCGAAAGCAGCACAACCUUCACCUCCUACGGUGACCUCGCCACCGCCGCCGACUACCUCACCAUCACCCACGAACUGAAUCUCGGUCCCGCAAUCCUCGCCGGCAAUUCCUUCGCUGGUGCCUCUGCAAUUAUAGCCGCCGGACAGGCGCCAGAACUUAUAGCGGGCAUCAUACUGCUUGCGCCGUUCGCAAGGAAUCCCAUGGGCGCGUUGGGUACCUACCUCGUCCCCGCCAUGUUUACACAGCCCUGGGGCCCCACAGUCUGGCGAUACUACGCCCCUACCCUCUGGCCCGGUCUCGAUAAGAAAGCAGCCACUGACCGCGCGAUCAAGACCAAGACAUCUCUUACCCGACCAGGUCGAUGGUCGGCUUUCCACAAGACGGUUCGCGGGUUGGAUCAUAGUGUGGCUACGCCUUGGCUGGCGAAGGUCAAGGCACCGGUGUUGAUGGUGAUGGGGGAUAAGGAUCCGGAUUAUUCUGAUCCGAAGAAGGAGGCUGAGUGGAUUCUUUCGCAGUUCUCGCAGGGAGGGGAGCUGAUGGUUCUGGAGGGGGUGGGACAUGGACCGAUGUUUGAGCGGCCGGAAGAGGUUGGGAGUCGGGCUUUGGAGUUUGUGAGUAAGGUUGAGAAGAGGGAAGGGAAGUUCGUGGUGCGCGGUUGA
Recurvomyces mirabilis is the source of this 840-nucleotide messenger RNA. RefSeq lists its product as uncharacterized. Bases 1 to 840 code for a protein of 279 amino acids. The transcript has a single exon. Gene Ontology annotation, molecular function: catalytic activity. The record is from RefSeq and is a predicted model, not a curated record. Lineage: Eukaryota; Fungi; Ascomycota; Dothideomycetes; Mycosphaerellales; Teratosphaeriaceae.